AUACCCUCCUGUCCUUCGUAAAUGACCAUUUCAUUAAUUUCAUUAGUUAAUUACUAAUUUACCCUCAAGACAUUCGUUUCAUACCCAUCGAGUACACCCACUGUAAAUACCGUCAGAUGAUAAGAGCAAGAUCCGUGUUCUUCUUUCUAGUCUGUUUUGAUGGAGACUCCAUACCCAAAACCCAUAAACCCGAGCCAGACCCGAGUGGGCUGGAUCGGCAUCGGCGUCAUGGGCUCGGCCAUGGCCGCCCGUCUCCAAGCCGCCGGCUACAUCCUCACCGUCUAUGCUCGCAACCCCUCCAAAGCCGCCCAAUUGCAGAGCCAUGGGGCCCACCUCGCCGCCUCCCCUGCUAAAGUCGCCCGACUGAGCGACGUCGUCUUCACCAUGGUGGGCCACCCAUCCGACGUUCGCUCCGUCUAUCUCGGCGAAGCCGGCAUCCUCUCCGGCCUCUCCGAAGGCGGCGCCGUCAUUGACCACACAAGCAGCCACCCGGCGCUCGCUCGUGAGAUUGCUGCCGCGGCCCGCGAUAAGGGAUGCUGGGCCGUCGAUGCGCCGGUCUCGGGAGGGGACAUUGGAGCGAGGGAGGGGAAAUUGGCGAUCUUGGCAGGCGGGGAUUGCGGUGUGGUGGGAUGGCUGUCGCCGCUGUUUGAGAUAAUGGGGAAGGCGACGUAUGUAGGCGAGCCGGGGUGUGGGCAGAGCUGCAAGAUUGCGAACCAGAUCACAGUGGGGGGGAAUUUGUUGGGUUUGAGUGAGGGGCUGGUGUUUGCAGAGCGUGCAGGGAUCGAUUUGAGGAGGUUUCUGGAGGCGGUGGGCGAUGGGGCGGCAGGGUCGAAGGCGAUGGAGUUGUUUGGGGAGAGGAUGAUUGGAAGAGAUUUUAGGCCAGGUGGGUUUGCAGAGUAUAUGUUGAAGGAUUUGGGGAUGGGACUGGUUGGCGGGGAUGGUGAGGAGGAAGGUGGAUCGGCGGUGUUGCCUGGAGCUGCUCUGUGCAAGCAAUUGUAUGUGGGAAUGGUGGCUAAUGGGAACGGAAAGAUGGGACAUCACGGUCUUAUUACUGUUAUAGAGAGGAUCAAUGGCAAGAGGGUCACACACCCGAUGAAUGGGUGGAUCUCCUUCAUCGUUUGGAUGCCUGUAAGUUGCAAAGGAGUUGCAAAGGCUUUACAAGCUGUAAACAGGUUACUGCCUAAGCCCAGUAAACAGGCAUGUUUCGUACUUGCCCUUAAAAAGGCUGCCAUCUUAUCUCAUCCCUUCCCUCCAACCAAAGCAAGUCAGAGAGAUAGCAAGAUGGCCAAUGGUGCACUCUGCGCACCGCCGUCAUCCUCCCUUCACUCCUCCCUUAUCCAACGCCACCACAACACUCUCCUUCCUCUCUGUCCUUCAACCAUCUCUUUCUCUCUCAAAAAGCGUACUGCUACUUUCACUACAAGAGCACUGCUUUCUUCUACAAGAGAAUCUGUUCUCAAAAGCUUCCAUGAAAGAAACGCUCUCAAGAUCAUUUCAGGCCUGCAAAAUUUUGAUAGAGACAAUGUAGCAUCUGUUAUUACAGCUGCGGACAAGGGGGGAGCAACCCAUGUGGACAUAGCUUGUGACCCAGAGCUGGUGAAGCUUGCCAUCAACAUAACUUCACUUCCGAUUUGUGUUUCCUCCGUAGAUCCGGAAGCAUUCCCUGAUGCAGUUGAAGCAGGCGCCCACAUGGUCGAGAUUGGAAAUUAUGACUCUUUCUAUGAGAUGGGCCGGCUAUUCUCUCCAGACGAGAUUCUGAAGCUAACAAAGGAAACAAAGAGAAUUCUUCCAUCUGUAACACUAUCUGUCACCGUGCCCCAUACACUUAGCCUACCUGAUCAGAUCAAGCUAGCGGAAUUACUGGAACAAGAAGGUGCUGACAUUAUUCAAACCGAAGGAGGAAAAUGCUCUAAUCCUUCAAAACCAGGUGUUCUAGGCCUCAUUGAGAAGGCAACUCCAACACUCGCAGCUGCUUAUUCUAUUUCACGGGUGGUCAAGAUUCCUGUUAUGUGCUCAUCUGGACUGAGCGCUGUUACUGCCCCAAUGGCCUUGACAGCAGGAGCAGCUGGUGUGGGUGUCGGUUCUGCAGUGAAUAAACUCAAUGAUGUGAUCGCAAUGAUGGCAGAGGUCAAAAGUAUUGCUGAAUCCUUGGGCCUUUCAGCCAAUUGUUCAAACAAAGAAAUGAGAGCUCUUGUGCCAUAGUAUCAUUUUAUUCAUUUGAGAACUGAAAUAUACAAGUGAGUGCAUUUGAUAUGAAA
Messenger RNA from Magnolia sinica, 2258 nucleotides. RefSeq lists its product as uncharacterized. The transcript is spliced from 11 exons. Gene Ontology annotation, molecular function: oxidoreductase activity; NAD binding; NADP binding. The record is from RefSeq and is a predicted model, not a curated record. The coding region runs from base 160 to 2202 and encodes 680 amino acids. NCBI's taxonomy places the organism in Eukaryota, Viridiplantae, Streptophyta, Magnoliopsida, Magnoliales, Magnoliaceae.